Molecule: messenger RNA, 1014 nt
Organism: Adineta steineri
Lineage: Eukaryota; Metazoa; Rotifera; Eurotatoria; Adinetida; Adinetidae
Source: the annotation of a GenBank genome assembly
AUGUCUUCUUCAAAUACCACUAAUGAUCUUGCUAGUGCUGUGAGUAAUGUUACACAGAAAACGAUCAUGUUCACCCGAUAUUGGUGUAUGACAAUGUUUAUUCUUGGUUUGAUUGGACAUUCGUUAAAUGUCUGUAUAUUCACCCGGCCUGCACUUCGAUUGAAUCCAUGUGCUAGAUAUUUUAUGGCAUCAGCCAUUGCUGGUUAUGGUGUUAUAUUUGGUGUUCUACCAGUGCGUCUUUUACAAUUUGGGUACAGUCGAAGUUUAUUUCUUUCUUCAGUGACAAUGUGCAAAAUGUUGACAUUUUUAUUUUCUUGGGCAAGAAUUUUACCCUGUUGGUUUAUAGGUUUAGCUUCUAUUGAUCGGUUUUUAUGUAGUUCACCAUCUAUGAGACUUCGUGGUUGGAGUUCAAUUCGUGUUUUCAAAUAUUUGAUAACACUUGCAAUUUUAUUUACAGGUCUUACACAAAUGCCAAUACUUAUCUUUUUCACAAUCAGUAGUCAACCAGCAAUAUGUCUUGGUCAACCAAAUUUAUUUCAAAAAUUAAAUGGAUUUUUUAUUUUAAUUGUCUGGAGUUUGAUUCCAUCAUUAACAAUGUUUAUAUUUGGCUUUCUUACAAUUCGUCAUAUUCAACAAUCAAUUCCAAGAGUCCAUGAUGAAAAUAUUAUAAUUCAUCAUCAGAAACGAACGAAAUUUAUUGAUCGACAAUUGAUUCAAAUGACACUUAUGCAAUCAAUUUUAUUUGGAUUAACAUCAGCUGCAGGAGCAAUUGGUGGUACAUUUAAUGUACUUGAUGAUAAUUCACGAAAAGAUGCAUUAGAAUUGGCUAAACAAAGUUUAAUUGGCAAUGUGCUUUCAUUCGUUGGUCUGUUUGGUCCUUGCUUAAGUUUUUAUUCGUGCACAUUAUCAAGUCAAUUGUUCCGGCAUGAACUUAUGAUUUUACUUCAUGUUCGUAAACAACAUGAAGAAGGUGAUGUUACAGACGCAUUAACAAUGCAAGAAAGAAUUAACUGA